CGUGAGGGAGGAUCCUUGCUUAGUGGCGGAGGAGUUGGUUGGUGAACGUCCUCCAUUCCCAUUUCCCACCAACCUCCUCCUUUCAUAUACACAUCAAUUCUAGAGAGAGAAAGUAAAUAGCAGCUCUUUCUCCACACACACAGAGAAGGGAGAGAAAUGGCGCAAGUUAGUAACAUUUCCAAUGGAGUCCAAAGCGGCCAUUUCAGUUCCAAUUUGCCCCAAACCCACAAACCCAAACCUUUCUUUUCUUUAAUUUUUGGAUCAAAACUGAAGAAUUCAGAGAGUUCUUUGUGUUUGAACCAUGAAAGGGCACUUAAUCAUUCAUCCAUGUCCGCUAGGGUUCCAUUCAGGGUUUCAGCUUCAAUUGCCACCGCUGAGAAGCCUUCGACGGCGCCGGAGAUUGUCUUGCAGCCCAUCAAGGAGAUAUCUGGCACCAUCAAAUUGCCCGGCUCGAAAUCGCUCUCGAAUCGAAUUCUCCUUCUUGCUGCCCUCUCUGAGGGGACAACAAUUGUAGAUAACCUGUUGAACAGUGACGAUGUUCAUUACAUGCUUGGUGCUUUGAGAACUCUUGGGCUUCGCGUGGAAGAAGAUAGUGUUAUAAAAUGUGCAAUUGUGGAAGGUUGUGGUGGUUUGUUUCCAGUGGGUAAGGAAUCAAAGGACGAAGUUCAACUUUUCCUGGGAAAUGCAGGAACAGCAAUGCGCCCACUGACAGCUGCAGUUACUGCUGCUGGUGGAAAUUCAAGCUACAUACUUGAUGGGGUGCCUCGAAUGAGAGAGAGACCAAUUGGUGACUUGGUCACAGGCCUCCAGCAGCUUGGCGCAGAUGUUGAUUGUUUUCUUGGCACUAAUUGUCCUCCUGUCCGCGUAAUUGGGAAAGGUGGCCUUCCUGGGGGAAAAGUGAAGCUUUCUGGAUCCAUUAGUAGUCAAUACUUGACUGCUUUGCUCAUGUCAGCUCCACUGGCUUUAGGAGAUGUUGAGAUUGAGAUUAUUGAUAAACUUAUUUCCAUACCUUAUGUUGAGAUGACUUUGAAGUUAAUGGAGCGGUUUGGGGUUACUGUAGAGCACAGUGGUAACUGGGAUAGAUUCUUGAUACGAGGAGGUCAAAAGUACAAGUCUCCCGGAAAUGCAUAUGUUGAAGGUGAUGCUUCAAGUGCUAGUUACUUCCUAGCUGGUGCAGCUGUCACUGGUGGGACCAUGACUGUUGAAGGUUGUGGUACAAGCAGUUUACAGGGAGAUGUUCAAUUCGCUGAGGUUCUUGAGAAAAUGGGUGCUAAAGUUACCUGGACAGAGAACAGUGUAACUGUGACAGGGCCACCCCGGGAUUUUCUUGGAAGGAAACACUUGCGUGCCGUUGAUGUCAAUAUGAACAAAAUGCCUGAUGUUGCUAUGACUCUGGCUGUCGUUGCACUCUUUGCUGAUGGUCCGACUUGCAUAAGAGACGUGGCUAGCUGGAGAGUAAAGGAAACGGAACGAAUGAUUGCCAUUUGCACAGAACUGAGAAAGUUGGGAGCGACCGUUGAAGAAGGGUCAGAUUACUGUAUUAUCACUCCACCAGAGAAAUUAAAUGUGACAGCAAUAGAUACAUACGAUGAUCACAGAAUGGCCAUGGCAUUCUCUCUUGCUGCCUGUGCAGAUGUUCCAGUCACCAUCAAGGAUCCUGGCUGCACUCGGAAAACCUUCCCUGACUACUUUGAAGUCCUCCAGCGGUUUACAAAGCAUUGAACAAUCCUUUUCCAUUUAAGACAAGGUCAAAAAACAAAGACAACUAUAAGUAUAUUUGAUCGGCUACCACCACAACAACAAAAAUCUUGGCUCCUGGCUGGGGAACGGGAGAGAGAUAGAUGCAGCCUUUCCAUUUCCUUUUGAUUCACCUUGUGAUUGUUAAAAAAUAUAUGUUGGCCAGCAAGGCUUAUGUUGUCAAGAGACUGUAAGUUUUAGUAGUGUAUUGGAUUGAUCUCAAGUCGCUUUAGAAUGAUUGCAACGAAAACCAUUUUGCCCCAAGGGUUCCAUUUGAAUGAAUGCUUGAAUUCAUUGUUUUUCUAGGGAACAAUUUUUUUUUUUUUUUUCCGGGGAUCUCGCUAUAUUGUAAGAUUAUUUUGUCCAACAAUUGAGUUUAGUGCUCCCCAAUAUGAUUUUAUGAUUUAUGGAAUACCAGAUUCUCAGUUUGGUUUA
Cornus florida is the source of this 2172-nucleotide messenger RNA. Its product is annotated as 3-phosphoshikimate 1-carboxyvinyltransferase 2. Lineage: Eukaryota; Viridiplantae; Streptophyta; Magnoliopsida; Cornales; Cornaceae. The record is from RefSeq and is a predicted model, not a curated record. Gene Ontology annotation, molecular function: 3-phosphoshikimate 1-carboxyvinyltransferase activity. Bases 157 to 1722 code for a protein of 521 amino acids. The transcript is spliced from 8 exons. Gene Ontology annotation, biological process: chorismate biosynthetic process; aromatic amino acid biosynthetic process.